Phalacrocorax carbo (great cormorant) is the source of this 4576-nucleotide messenger RNA. Lineage: Eukaryota; Metazoa; Chordata; Aves; Suliformes; Phalacrocoracidae. The record is from RefSeq and is a predicted model, not a curated record.
CCUGCGCAUUGUGGGGAGCGGCGGGCUGCAGUCGAGGCGCCGGGCGCGGAGCCGGCGGCGGAGCGCGGUGCGGCUGCGGGAAGGCGCGGGGGGCCCCGCCGCCCCCGGGAUAUCGGGCCAGAGCGAUGGAGCGGCGGUCACCGGCUGCGGCCGCCGGCCUGGGCAGCGGGAUGCGCCGCCCGCCGCACUAAGGCGGUGGUGAACCCCGAGGCCGGCGGUCGUGUGUGAGCGCGGCUGAGGCGGCUGCAGCGGCGGCGGCGGCGGCUCCUCCCGGCGGCCUCCUCGGUGCCGGCGCGGAGCUGUGCGGGGUUGUGCGGGCAGGGGGCCGCGGCGCCGCCCCCGCCUUCUCCCGUUUCCCCCCUCGCCCGGCCCGGCAGAGGCGGGCGGCCGGGGUUCCCCCGCGGCGGGGUGCGGCAUGAGCGCGGCGCCCUGAGGGGCCGGCGGAGCGGGGCUUACCCCCGAGCAGCCUCCCCCGGGGACCGCGGCCGGCGGAUCGGACUCGGCUGGGGCCUGCCAUGACUCCCCUGGCUCCUCCCAUGGUAUGAGCCCGCGCUCUCCUCCCCCCCCUCCGCCUGCUUUUGGUCUUUCUCCGCUCCUGGGCUGUCAGAUGGGAUAAAAAACACCCGGGCGUGCGGGGCUCGACGCUGCCGCGAGGGAGCGAGGCAGAGGCAAGCGGUGACGGCCGUCGGCUCGCCCGGAGUCGAAGAUGAGCUGGCGGUGGGCUCGCCAGCACCGGAACGGCGGCCCCUCCGUCCUGCCGCUGCUGCUGCUGCUGCUGCUCUGGCACUGCCGGCUCCGGCCGGCCGGCGCCGACAACGCCAGCCAGGCGUACUACACCGCCCUCAUCAACGUGACGGUGCUGAGCCCCGAGCGGGGCGGCCCCACGCUGCUCAGGAUCGACCGCGGCCGCUACGGGCAGGAUUCCCCCAAGGUGGAGGUCAAGGGCCUGCUGGUGGCUCCCGUCCCCAUCAACGGAGUUGCGGACCGCCUGGGCUGUGACCCUCGGACACGUUUCCAAGUUCCACCAAACACCAAGCAGUGGAUUGCUUUACUGCAGCGAGGAAACUGUACGUUUAGAGAGAAAAUACUGCGAGCAGCUUCGCAUAAUGCCACAGCUGUGGUCAUUUACAACAAUAUAUCCAGUGAAGAACCUGUCACAAUGACUCAUCAAGGAACUGGAGACAUUGUUGCUGUCAUGAUUACAGAAUCAAAGGUUAAGGAGAUCCUGAAUUAUUUGGAAAAGAAUAUCUCGGUCCUGAUGGCAAUAGCAGUGGGGUCCCGUGUUCCUCCAAAAAACUUCAGUCGGGGCUCUCUAGUCUUUGUGUCAAUAUCAUUCAUUGUUUUGAUGAUAAUUUCUUCAGCAUGGUUAAUAUUUUACUUCAUCCAGAAGAUCAGGUAUACAAGUGCACGUGACAGGAAUCAGCGUCGUCUUGGAGAUGCUGCCAAGAAAGCCAUUGGUAAAUUGACAACCAGGACAGUAAAGAAGGGUGAUAAGGAAACAGACCCAGACUUUGAUCAUUGUGCUGUCUGCAUUGAGAGUUACAAGCAGAAUGAUGUUGUUCGCAUUUUACCAUGCAAGCAUGUUUUCCACAAAGCCUGUGUUGAUCCAUGGCUUAGUGAGCACUGUACGUGUCCAAUGUGUAAACUGAACAUUUUGAAGGCACUGGGAAUUGUGCCAAACGUGCCAUGUACAGAUAAUGUAGCCUUUGACAUGGAAAGGCUCACCAGAGGCCAGCCAGCUAGCAGGCGAUCAGCACUUGGCGACUUUGCCAAUGACAGCUCUCUCAGCCUGGAGCCCUUGCGCACCUCUGGGAUGUCACAGCUUCCACAGGAUGGAGAACUGACACCAAGGUCAGGAGAGAUCAACAUUGCUGUGACAAGCAGUCACUUCUUUCAUCGUAACUCUUUGUCCCCUCGAAGCCUGGUCUACGAGAGUGAGUUCUCAAGCAUCGAGCCUGCCUUGGACAUGUAUGACGAGAACAAAACCUGAAAGGAAUCCAUGCUCCUUCCUGGCCCUUUUUACGUUUUUUUUCAUUUCUCAUUCCUAUUGUUGUGUACUCUUUCCAUGGAUCUCCUUUGUCUGAAGAAGAGCUGCUUUUUCCAGAACAUGAACCCGCCUUCUCGAUUGCAAAGACGAAGACCAGCUGUGGUGGUUUCUGAGGGUGGCAUCUUUGAGCUGACAAAGAGUUGCACGCAAGCAAGAUUGUCUGAUGGAAAUUGCUGAGUAACAGCAUGGGGAGCUGUGUCAGUCCAGCCGCGGCGAUGCAGAAGAGGUUUUACGGUGGUCCUAAGAGUUUGUGUUGUACUGCAAAUGCGUCUCUUACACAGGCGUCUGCUGUUUCCAUUUUUUUAAUUGUCCAGAUGGUUGGGCAAUGUCAGAAAGGGAACGGGUUGCAGAGGAGAUGGCCAGUGACUGGUAAAAGCACUCGUAUAUCUUGGUCAAUCCAUAACCUAACUGUGAAAUAGCCCCUUCUGAAAGGGACCUUUCUAAGUGCAUUCAGUUUCCUACAACCCACAUAACCCUGGACAAUAGCAAGCCAGUCUGACGGUAAAGCUGCAGAGAGGACCUGCAUUUGCAGAAAGAUUUCGAGGAACUUGAUCCUUGUUUUUUUUCUCCAAUUCAAUUGAAGCAGAAGAAAAACGGCCUACACAGAAUAUACUUUUGGGCCUUCCAUGUGCUCCAGUCAAGUGAGUCUUUCUACAGAGAGGACAUUCACAGAACCAGCACUUGAUCUACCUGAAAACCAUUAGACUUUUUGAAAUAUGCAGGAAUCUAAUUAGCUUUCUCACUUAACUUUUUUUGGGGGGGGAGGGGGGUUAAAAGAAUCCACCAAAUUUUUCACUGAGGUUUUUUAAAAGCCAGCAUGUUGGCAUUACACAGAGAAGAAAAGAGGUAAGCUUCUCAUCCCAUUCUCCUAUUGAGAUCUGCAACAGCUAAAUAACAAACACAUUCUCUAAGCCAUGCCCUUUCCCACUGACAUCAAUAACAGGAAUGCAGAAAGCAGCAGAAGAAAGGAAAGCAGCAACCGCUUUGACACUGAAGGAAAAAUCAAUUUUUACCGGCAGGUGACAUAAGCAGUGGGGAAAUUAAUAUUGUUUCCAAGCUUUUGAAUGAGUAAUGCAGAAACGGAGAGAAAGAGAGGAACCUCUGGAGUUCAGUUGUCCACAGUGUUCCUCAAAUGAGCAGACAUGGAAGAGCGAGCGCUUCUGCUCUACCUUUUCCUACUGGACAAUGCUUAUCUGUUUAAUGAAUGUUUGGAUUUUUCUCCAUUGCAGUCUAAGUUACUGUAGGUGUAGAAACGCAUUUGUGUCCUUGUAAUGUGAAACAAAUCUUCACCCUUUGUAUAGGAAUCUUGAGAAAUCAGUUAAGCCAAAAAGAAAGGUAAGACAUAUCCUGCCACGCGUUAAUUUCAUCUACUUUUGCUACAGGCGAGGGAAUUUCCCCUCCUUUAUUAUGUUUUUUAAUUGUAUAGCAGUCUGCUUGACGUAUAUCCUUACCUGAAGUGUGGUUCAGCUGUGUCUUUAACACAGAUGUGUAAGAGAAAAAGAAAAACCCAGCUCUGUAAAAUGAGGAAACGAUCCUCUUUGCAGAGUGUGCUUUGACUUUUGUUGCUGUGCGUCAGCUUUAUUUAAUCUGAUAAUUCAAGAGUGGGUGGUGUGAAGUGUAGGGAGGUUUUUCUCAUAAUACUCACAUUUAUAUUUACCAAAUGCACUUUUACUGUCAUUCAGCUCACUCUAGAAAUACGCUUAAACCCCAAACAUUUUAAGAGCACAAUAUAACACCCACUUUCUCCUACAAAGCAGAAGUGAAGGUUGCAGUAAAUGCCAGCCAGUGGCUUGAGUGGCAGCAGGUCGUGGUCAGCAUCCUUCCUCUCCUUGCAGAUGUGCACAGCGGGGCAGCUCCCGACAGCACCGGCAAGCCCGGGCAGAGCUCCCAAACCCAGCCUGGCUGAGCUGCUCUCAGGCCCGUACGGGGCUCAGUGGCGGCAGAAGGGCUGAUUGAGCAAACCACUGUUUUUUGUAAUUAUAUCUGUGAGAUCACAGCAGGCAGACAUGUGAGAGCGGGGGACUUCUGGAAACAAAUGCCCAAAAGAAAAAUCAAAAUAACCAUCUCUCAAGGAUGUUAUAGGGCUUGUUUUUAUCCAUGGUGGCAGUCAGGUUACACUAAACUGGCAAGCACCGUAGUGUUCUUGGUUAAAUACAAAAAUAUCUGAGUGACAGCCUACCCUGUGCCGCAAGCCGCGGCUGCCGGCACCACGGCGAAAGCGCAAGCUCAGUGCAGAGCCCCGCCAGCGGGCUUUGGGUAGGAGAGCCCGUUGUAGCACUGCGCGGGGCACAGAUGCUCCAAGCAAAUCCUUCUUGUAGGGGCUGCCUCAGCUCGAUACGGGGAUUUGUCCCAAGGCCACUGGGAGUGUCACCAGGGCACGGUUUUGACAUGGAAACAAAACACUUUCUCAGCUCUGGCUGAGACCGUUUGCACCAGCUGUGUACCAGAGUAUACAGAAAAGCCUGAAAAUGAAUGGAAAUUAAACUGAGAAAGCACACAGCCCCCAAAGACAAUAAAUAAUAUAAUUUA